Molecule: messenger RNA, 2879 nt
Organism: Arachis ipaensis
Lineage: Eukaryota; Viridiplantae; Streptophyta; Magnoliopsida; Fabales; Fabaceae
Product: phosphatidylinositol 4-phosphate 5-kinase 5
Biological process (GO): phosphatidylinositol phosphate biosynthetic process
Cellular component (GO): plasma membrane
Molecular function (GO): 1-phosphatidylinositol-4-phosphate 5-kinase activity; ATP binding
Source: RefSeq, a predicted model, not a curated record
UUUAUGCGUCACGAGAAGAAUGAACAAAGAGCAAAACCAAAUUGUAAAGGCUUGGGAAGCAGCAGUUAGAAAAUCAGCUGGUCCAAAAAGAAGGGCAAAGAGCAUUUUCACACCAAUGUCUGUUGCCCAUGUUGAUGAUGACGAUGAUGAUUUGAAUUCAAGCCAUGACCGAGGGUUCGGGUUCGGAUUCGGAAUCGGGACAAUGAAAAGAGGAGGAGAAGAAUCUGGAACCCAUGUUGAGAAAAUCCUGUCCAAUGGCGACUUCUACACUGGAAAUUGCCUUGAUAACCUCCCCCAUGGGCAAGGUAAGUACCUAUGGACAGAUGGGUGCAUGUAUGUUGGGGAAUGGCAAAAGGGUAAAACCAUGGGUAAGGGUAGGUUUAGUUGGCCUAGUGGUGCAACCUAUGAGGGUGAUUUCAAAGAUGGUCAUAUGGAUGGUAAGGGUACUUAUAUUGGUUCAUCUGGGGAUACUUAUAAGGGUUGUUGGGUAAUGGAUUUGAGACAUGGAAAUGGGACUCAAAGUUUUCCCAAUGGGGAUUUCUAUGAUGGGGAAUGGAGGAAAGGGAUGCAAAGUGGUCAUGGUAGGUAUCAAUGGAAGAAUGGGAACCAUUACAUUGGUCAAUGGAGGCAUGGUUUGUUCUCAGGGAAUGGGACAAUGAUGUGGAGCAAUGGGAAUAGGUAUGAUGGUUGUUGGGAGGAGGGCUUGCCCAAAGGGAACGGAACCUUCCGCUGGGGCGAUGGAAGCUUCUAUGUUGGGGUUUGGAGUAAGGAUCCAAAGGAACAGAGUGGGACUUAUUAUCCAUCAGGAUCUUGUGCUGGAAACUUGGAAUGGGAUCCUCAAGAGCUUUAUUCAGUUGAUUUGGAUGAAUGCAGGUUGUGGCCGUGCGAGAAGGUGGCUAUUUACCCUUCGCACAAGACGUUGAAUCCGGCCGGCUUGGAGGAGGAGGAGGAACCGACGUUUAAGAAGAGCGACGCCUGCGAGCGGCCGAGGUGGAAAUCCGUCGACGGAAGGCUUAGUAAUUAUAGCUCUGAAGAUGGUUCUUCUUACUCUUAUGAUGGAAGUAGUUUGGGAAGUCCUCUUGUUGAUCCUUCGCUUCCAAGAGCUCCCAAUUUCAGGCUUAAGCCCCCUAAACGCCAAGGAGAGACUAUAGCUAAAGGUCAUAAGAAUUAUGAACUCAUGCUAAAUUUGCAACUAGGUAUCAGACAUGCUGUUGGAAGACCUGCUCCUAGUACAUCUCUUGAUCUAAAAUCUUCUGCAUUUGAUCCCAAAGAAAAAGUAUGGACAAAGUUUCCAUCAGAAGGGUCCAAAUACACACCACCUCACUCAUCUUGCGAGUUUAAAUGGAAAGACUAUUGUCCGGUAGUGUUUAGGGCUCUAAGAAAAUUGUUCAAGGUUGAUCCAGCUGAUUAUAUGUUAUCGUUAUGUGGGAAUGAUGCCCUUCGGGAACUCUCAUCGCCAGGAAAAAGUGGUAGCUUUUUUUAUUUAACCCAUGAUGACCGAUACAUGAUCAAGACCAUGAAGAAAGCAGAAUGUAAAGUUUUUCUUAGAAUGUUGCCUGGUUACUACAAACAUGUUAGAGCUUUUGAGAACACUUUAGUCACCAAGUUUUUCGGCCUCCAUUGUGUUAGAUUAACGGGAACAGCUCAAAAAAAGGUUCGAUUUGUCAUCAUGGGAAAUCUAUUCUGUUCACAGUACCCCAUCCAUAGGCGCUUUGACUUAAAAGGUUCAACCUUUGGUCGAACAACUGAUAAGCCUGAAUCUGAAGUAGAUCCUACCGUAACACUCAAGGACCUUGAUCUAAAUUAUUUAUUUCGAUUGCGGAAGGCUUGGUUUCAAGAAUUUUGCAGGCAAGUGGAUAGGGACUGUGACUUUCUUGAGCAGGAGAGGAUUAUGGAUUAUAGCUUGUUGGUUGGUCUUCACUUUCGGGGAAUAUCGUGUGGUGAAAAUGUUACGCCUUCUUCUGGCCGCAGUUCAGGCACUCGAACCCCAACUGGGAGUGGUAAUAAUUUCGAUGAUGGAGCCCUUCGCCUUUUUGGAGUGGACGUCGAUCCCCUUGCAACAGAUCCUAAUCGGUGGAUUCACUUAGGAAUAAGCAUGCCAGCACGAGCUGAAUCUACAAUGCGAAGAAGUAGCGUUAGUGAGACUCCUCAGCUGGUUGGAGAACCAACAGGGGAGUUAUAUGACAUCAUCAUUUUCUUUGGCAUUAUAGACAUAUUACAAGACUAUGACAUAAGUAAAAAGAUCGAGCACGCUUACAAAUCGUUCCAGUACGAUCCCACCUCCAUCUCCGCCGUCGAUCCAAGGCUAUACUCUAGACGGUUUCGCGAUUUCCUCUUCAGAGUUUUUGUAGAGGACAAGGUUUAGAUUUCAAAAAAUGACCAGCACUAACCGGCAACACUGAUUUCUACACACUAGUUGGAGGGUGUUUUCUGAAAGACAGAAUAUAACACAUUUCUCAACUUUAAUUUGUUGAUUUUUCCCUUUCCAUCUUCAAUACACACACCCCCCACUCCUCUUACACUUUGUGAUUUCAUUUUGAUCAUAGCAUGUAUGUUUUAGAUUAGAUCAAUAUUGUUCAGAGUUAAUUAUGCCUUAUCUCCAAUUGUAAAUGAAUCAACAAAAAGGGGUCUGUAACAACAUUCGAAAUUAUUCUUUUUUGUUAACCUUUUUUCCCAUGUUAACCUUAUGUCUAAGGCUGAAUAAAAAUAUAAAAAAGAUGAGGUUAUGGUGGAAUUAUGUUUUUGUGUUACAAUCUCGUGCGACCUCUUAAAUGAGUACGAGAAGACUAUACCAUUUGAGCUAUAACUCAUUGGCAAUAUUUCCAUGCAUAUGAAGUACAUUCAAGAGAAGUGUUGUAUGAGUUAGCCUUACUCAUUUA